Molecule: messenger RNA, 1119 nt
Organism: Dissoconium aciculare CBS 342.82
Lineage: Eukaryota; Fungi; Ascomycota; Dothideomycetes; Mycosphaerellales; Dissoconiaceae
Exons: 2
Coding region: 1-1119 (372 amino acids)
Source: RefSeq, a predicted model, not a curated record
AUGAAAUAUCCAUUGAGCAUUCUUUCACACGUGCUGUUUGUCGCGCAGCUGGCUGCUGCACAGCGCACGACUUUUCCGAAUACUUUGUCGAAUUAUCCGACGACGCCCGAAGGAAGUUUCAUUCGUCCCACCCUUGAUCAGGGUCAGGUCUUUCAGAACGGGUCGAAGUUGAUUGUGACCUGGUCCUCCGUUUACGUCAAAGCCAAUUUAUUUCUCAUCGCCGACGACGUGUUCUGGUACCCCAAUUGGCUUUUGGCGAAUACUACGCAAACUUCCUACGAAUGGAGCGUGAACGACCAUGGCAACAACACAUCUUUCUUUCGCUUCCGCCUCAUCAAUGCGCUCGGAACCGAGGAAGAGCAAGCUACAGGAGGCAUAGAGAGCGGAGCUUUCUGGGUCGCCGAUCAGGCCCUGGUCGAUUCUUUCAAAAAACCAACGACGACUGCUCCGCCAGUGGCCCUGCCAGUAGCUACAACAGCACCUACAACGCCAGCAUCGCUGAACGGUGUCUCGACGUCUGCAAAUUUAGGCUCUUUGACCAACACAGCCACGACCGCCACCACUGGCACAAUUCCAUCCACCGCGACCUCUAAAAAUUCAACAGGCAUCUUAUCGAUGCCAGUGGCAGCAACAGUGACAGUAUCGAUCGCGCCGUCUACGACCGCCGCAGCUUCUAGCUCCAAUGAUGCUGCACCGACUACGAGCAUGGCUAUGGUCGCGGGCAUCAGCAUUGGCGCUGGCGUCUUGCUGAUAGCCCUGACGGCUGGCCUAGUCUUUUUCCUCUUCAGGCGGCGAAGAAAGGACACAAGCGCCGUCGGCUCUUCCAAAGAGAUCACCGAGGAGCCUCCCCAAUAUGCCCACAAUCCUUCUUAUUCUUCGCUGGACCUCCCGAAAGAGGCUCCUGGUGACGCAUGCGUCAUGGAAAUGCCGGGCCAUUCUCAUAGCAUCAAAGAAGCACCGGCCGGCGUAUAUUAUGCUGAAGCGCCAGGUCAUUUCGGACAACCACACGAGUUGCCUGCUAGCUAUGGCAGAAAGUCUAUGAGUGUUCGCGAACUUGCGGCACAUCAUGGUGACUGGAGAUCAAAACCGCUCCCUGCUCCGUUUGACAAUGGCAGAUAG